UAACAAUAAAUAAUCUAUACUUAUAAAAUUUUCAGAAAAUGAUGAAAUUACGGAUUCCUUAUCAAAAUAUCUUCUCUAUACAUAAACAUUUUUCAACGUCAAAUUUAGUGCUGGCUAAACGUUGGCAGGAGAAAAACAAGAAAGAAUAUGAGACUGAGUUUAAUAAUCCCGUCAGAGAGGUCGCAGGAAUGCAAGUAAACCCCGAGAAGGGGUACGUAAUUGAUAAAAAACCAUUUAAAAUGCGUGUGGAGAAAUAUGUGGAAUAUACUUGGUGUGGCUGUGGCUGGGGGAGAACCUGCCAACCAUUUUGUGAUCAAUCCUGCCAACAGCCUUGGCUAAAGAGAGUCAUGAAGGGAGGACCUGUUACCUACAUUGCCCCUGAAACUAAGGAUGUUUGGUUUUGUAAUUGUAAACAAACUGAAAACCGACCUUUUUGCGAUGGAACUCACAGAACUCCGGAGAUUCAAGAAGCAAGAUUAGACUUUGUUCGAGAAAACUGGGAACCUAAAGAAAUAAAGAAAUCUAGUUAGAAUCUUCUCCAUAUUAAACUUUUCAGAAA
Molecule: messenger RNA, 559 nt
Organism: Eurytemora carolleeae
Lineage: Eukaryota; Metazoa; Arthropoda; Copepoda; Calanoida; Temoridae
Product: CDGSH iron-sulfur domain-containing protein 3, mitochondrial
Exons: 6
Coding region: 39-530 (163 amino acids)
Cellular component (GO): intracellular membrane-bounded organelle
Molecular function (GO): 2 iron, 2 sulfur cluster binding
Source: RefSeq, a predicted model, not a curated record